Messenger RNA from Arabis nemorensis, 2340 nucleotides. The record is from the annotation of a GenBank genome assembly. Lineage: Eukaryota; Viridiplantae; Streptophyta; Magnoliopsida; Brassicales; Brassicaceae.
AUGGAAGCCAUUAAUGUGCUUCCUCUGCUUCUCAUCUCUCUGUUUUCAACGUUUCUUGUCGCACAAUCAACAGAUAUUAUCACAGCAAACCAGACUCUAAAAGAUGGAGACACCAUUGUUUCAAGGGGUGAAAACUUCGAGCUCGGUUUUUUCUCUCCCGGAGGAUCAAGAAACCGUUAUCUCGGUAUUUGGUACAAGAAAGUCUCUCUCCAGACCGUUGUCUGGGUCGCAAACAGAGACUCUCCUCUCCAUGAUCUCUCAGGGGCCCUAAAAUUAUCUGUAAAUGGGAGCUUAAGUCUCUUCAAUGGCAAAAACUCCCUCCUCUGGUCAUCAACAUCUUUAAAGAAAAUCCGCGUAAGAAACCCGAUUGUUCAGAUUCUUGAUUCAGGCAAUUUAGUUGUGAGAAACUCAGGGGAUGAUCAAGAUUACAUAUGGCAGAGUUUAGAUUACCCAGGAGAUAUGUUUCUUCCAGAAAUGAAAUACGGUAUCGAUUUUGUUACCGGUCUAAACCGGUUCUUGACAUCUUGGAGAUCUCCAGACGAUCCAUCAAUUGGCAACUACACGAAUAAAAUGGAUCCAAACGGUGUUCCGCAGUUUUUCUUGAAAAGAAACUCAGUUGAUGUCUUCAGGGCUGGUCCAUGGAAUGGUCUAAGAUUCACCGGUAUGCCUCACUUAAAGCCUAACCCUAUCUACCGAUACGAGUUUGUGUUCACGGAGAAAGAAGUUUACUACACUUACAAGCUCGCAAACCCUUCAGUGAUCACAAGAAUGCAGCUUAAUCCCAAUGGAGCUUUGCAACGUUACACUUGGGUCGAUAGCCUUCAAAGUUGGAACUUCUAUUUAUCGGCUCAAAUGGAUAGUUGUGAUCAGUACAAGUUGUGUGGCUCUUACGGAAGCUGCAAUAUCAAUGAAUCUCCGGCUUGUAGGUGUUUAAAAGGGUUUGUUGCUAAAUUUCCAGAGGCUUACUCUGCAGGAGAUUGGUCAGAAGGGUGUGUUAGGAGAGUGAAAUUGGAAUGUCAUAGAGGAGAAGAAGACUUUCUAAAGAUUUCUAAGUUGAAGUUACCAGAUACAAGAGCAUCGUGGUACGAUAAGAGCAUGGAUUUGAAUGAAUGCAAGAGGGUAUGCUUGAAUAACUGUUCUUGUUCGGCUUAUUCGCAUUUCGAUGUUAGAGAUGGAGGAAGUGGAUGCAUACUAUGGUUCGGUGAUUUGAUUGAUAUAAGAGAGUAUAAUGAAAAUGGACAAGAUCUGUAUGUGAGGCUUGCUUCUUCUGAAAUAGAAACUUUGCAGCGCGGUAUAGACCGAGUUUCGAGCAAGAAAGAGGAGGAAGAUCUUGAGUUUCCGUUUCUUGAUCUUGACUUGAUUGCAGAAGCUACAAAUGGAUUCUCUGAUGAGAAUAAACUUGGUCAAGGUGGUUUUGGACCGGUCUAUAAGGGAACAUUGGCUUGUGGACAAGAAAUCGCUGUGAAGAGGCUCUCAAGAACGUCGAAACAAGGGAUUGAAGAAUUCAAGAAUGAGAUCAAGCUGAUUGCAAAGCUUCAACACCGUAAUCUUGUAAAGAUUCUUGGAUCUUGCGUGGAGGAUGAUGAAAGAAUGCUUAUCUACGAGUAUCAACCGAACAAAAGCUUGGAUUCUUUCAUUUUUGAUAAAGAACGGCGCAGAGAACUCGAUUGGCCUAAACGGGCGGAAAUAAUCAAAGGAACUGCUCGUGGACUGAUGUAUCUCCAUGAAGAUUCGAGGCUUCGAAUCAUCCACCGCGAUCUUAAAGCCAGCAAUGUUUUGCUUGAUUCCGAAAUGAACCCCAAAAUCUCGGAUUUUGGAUUGGCUAGAACUUUGGGAGGAGAUGAAACUGAAGCAAACACAACAAAAGUUGUUGGAACAUAUGGAUAUAUGUCGCCGGAGUAUCAAAUCGACGGGUAUUUCUCAUUGAAAUCCGAUGUCUUUAGCUUCGGGGUUUUGGUAUUAGAGAUAGUGUCAGGAAGAAGAAACCGCGGAUUCUGCAAUCAAGAACACAAGCUUAACCUUCUUGGACACGCUUGGAGGCUAUACACAGAAGGCAAAGCAUGUGAGCUAAUCGAUGAAGCUUUCAAGGAGUCAUGUACCGAUGUUUCAGAGGUUUUAAGAGUGAUACAUAUCGGUUUGUUAUGCGUACAACAAGAUCCUAAAGACAGACCAAACAUGUCAGUGGUGGUUCUGAUGCUGAGUAGUGAAAUGUUGCUUCUUGAUCCGAAGGAGCCCGGGUUUUUCAACGAACGAAAUCUCUUGUUUUCCGACACCAUGUCGAUUAAUCUCGAGAUCCAUACCAACAAUUUACAAACCGUGAGUGUAAUAGAGCCCAGAUAA